UCUGCUGGGAAAAUUGGAUUCUUUCAGGCCGUUGAGAAGCUUGGCGUGGAGAAGGACAUUGCCGAGUACAUCAAGAAGGAGUUCGAUAAGAAGUAUGGCACCACCUAACAUUGCAUCGUUGGGCACAAUUUCGAUCUUUGUAGAUGAAGUGAUGGAACUGGUAGAGCUUGAUAAUCUCAAAGAUGCGAUAGUGGGCCUCCUAGGGAUUACAGGACUGUCGACAGAACAAAGGAAGAGGUUGACAAUAGCCGUGGAGCUUGUCGCUAACCCUUCGAUCAUCUUCAUGGUUGAACCAACAUCUGGUCCUGAUGUAAGGGCAGCGGCCAUUAUCAUGAGAACCGUAAGGAACACGGUUGAUACAGGAAGAACAGUUGUCUGCACAAUCCAUCAAACUAGCAUUGACAUCUUUGAAGCUUUCGAUGAGCUUCUACUGAUGAAAAGAGGAGGGCAAGUGAUAUACUCUGGACCUUUGGGCCAGAAUUCUCAGAAGAUAAUCGAAUACUUUGAAGAGAUUCUUGGCGUUCCAAAAAUAAAAGAGAAAUACAAUCCGGCAACAUGGAUGCUAGAAGCAAGCUCAAUUGCCGCUGAAGUUCGAUUGGGAAUUGAUUUUGCCAAGCACUACAAGUCCUCGAAGUUGUAUCAGAGAAAUAAAGCGCUGGUUAAGGAGCUAAGCACUCCUGCCCCAGGAGCCAAAGAUAUCUAUUUCCCCACACAAUACUCUCAGUCUACUUUUGGGCAGUUCAAAUCAUGCCUUUGGAAGCAAUGGUUGACAUAUUGGAGAAGCCCUGACUAUAACCUCGCCCGAUACUUCUUCACCUUAGUUGCUGCCCUCAUGCUUGGCAUGAUCUUUUGGCGGGUUGGCACAAAAAGGGAAAAUGCAAAUGAUCUAACCAUCAUUAUUGGAGCCAUUGAAAGGACUAUGCUUUACUGAGAAAGAGCUGCAGGGAUGUACUCUGCCUUACCAUACGCCAUUGCUCAGGUCAUGAUGGAAAUACUAUAUGUACUCAUCCAGACCACAUGCUAUACUCUUAUUGUCUAUGCCAUGGUGAUCUUCCAGUGGACAGCCGCGAAGUUCUUCUGGUUCUUCUUCACCUUUUUCACAUUCCUCUACUUCACUUACUAUGGCAUGAUGACCGUGUCC
This is a messenger RNA of Magnolia sinica, 1141 nucleotides long. Its product is annotated as ABC transporter G family member 29-like. Gene Ontology annotation, molecular function: ABC-type transporter activity. The transcript has 7 exons. The record is from RefSeq and is a predicted model, not a curated record. NCBI's taxonomy places the organism in Eukaryota, Viridiplantae, Streptophyta, Magnoliopsida, Magnoliales, Magnoliaceae. Gene Ontology annotation, cellular component: membrane. The coding region runs from base 95 to 931 and encodes 278 amino acids.